ACGAUUGCAGCGAUUCGUGUUAGCAGUCGCUUUUACAUUAACAUUUAUUUACUUCCGGAAUCAACACGUGAAAAGUUGAAAAGUGACAAAACGCAAAAUACAAAUUUAAACAGGUUUAUUACAGACAAACAUGGAUUUUAAUGAUGAUGCUCCAGCAGAAGAAAUUCCAAGUGGUGGAGAAGAGGACAUAACAGAUGACCGAAGACACAACCAAUUAUUGGACGCGCUCUCUUCUCUGGAUGGCAAGAAAAGAAACAAACUUUCACAGAGGACAGUGAUCAGCAAUCAAGUCUCAGAAUUCAACUUCUCCUCCAGUAAAGACAAAACCAGUGUUGUCAAACUUCAUGAGUUGGUUGGUUCCCUAAAGGAGAGUACAAGUCAUGGAGAACUGAAGAACCAGCUGAGAAAUGUUUCCAAGAGUAAAAAAACUGUGUCCACUCCUCUACCAAAACACGAGAAAGAAAAGAUUGACAGAGCAACAGCCUAUGAGACAACAUCUGGAGAAAUAUCAAAGUGGGAUCCUAUUGUUAGAAAAAACAGGAAGGCAGACCAGAUACAGUUCCCUCUGGAGAAACCAGAUUUUAAGAUUGUUACAACAGACCAGCUUGUGAAAAGAUUUCAGCCUCGUACACCACUAGAGAGACAGGUUGCGGAGUUAUUACAGGGUAGUGAGAAUGUUAUACGUGAUAAAGGACAGGAACUGACACCAGCUGAACAGAAAGCUCUACAGGCAAUGGAUGUUAAUGAGGCUAAAGAACGAAGAAUUGAGCUGAUGAAAUAUCGUGCUUUGUUAUCAUACAAGGAGGCAAAAGCUAAAAGACAGAAGAAAAUCAAAAGUAAAAGGUAUCACCGUGUAUUAAAGAAAGAGAAAUUGAAAAAUGAAAAGAAACAAUUAGAAAAAUUACAAGAGGAAGAUCCAGAAAGUUACUUGGACAAACUGAAUCAGUUAGAGAGAGAUAGAGCUCAGGAGAGAGUUAGUCUAAAACACAGAGGUGGAAGCAAGUUUGCUAAACGUCAGAUGAUCUAUGCCAAGUUUGAUGAUAAAGCAAGGCAAGAAGUUCAGGACAUGUUACAGAAAAGCAGGGCAUUAACAAAGAAAGUUGACGUAGAAUCUGACUCAGAAGAAGAGCAGUUAUUUCCAGAUAGUGGCGUAUCCAUGGACAACACAGAGGUAGAUGAUGGCGCUAAUAAUCCCUGGAUGGCUAGACCGAACAGUGGAAAGUCUGGUAGCAGUUACUCCCGACCACAAACUGUCAAUGCGAAUGAUUCUGAGGGUGAAAAUGAGAAGUCUGAGUAUUCGAGACCGAAGGAAGUUAUUAAUGUUAAAGAUAAUGGUGAUGAUGAAGAUGAUGAUGAUGAUGAUGUUCUUGUUAUUGAUGAAAAAGAGGGAGAGGAAAAGGAUAAUGAAACUGGUGACAACAAUAAAGCUGUUUCUAGUGAAGAGGAAGAAGUUGUAAUAAUGAAGAGCAAACCAGGAGUGGAAGUUCAUGAUUUAUCGUCUUUAAGCACAGAUAAGGAUGUUUGUGAUAAAACUAUCGAUGAAAUAUUUGAUAAAAAGGAAAAGAAAAAAAAUCGUAGUAGAGGUCAAAGAAAAAAUAAAAGCAAAAAUAAAAAUUUGGCCAAUAAAAAAAGUGAAACUGAAGAAAUUAAGGUAGAUCAAUUAAGAGAGAACAAUAGUGAUAGUUAUAGUGAUUUAGGUAAUAAAUCAGAUAAUGUUACUACUAAAAAUGAUGAAAAUAGAAAUAAUGAUGAAGAUAAUGAGGAAAGUUUAGAUGAAGAUGAGCAAAUAAAUAAUGAAUCACUUAGCAGGAAAAGAACACUUGAAGAGUUUGAAGAAAUGUUAGAUAAUGAUAGUGGUGAAGAAAUAACUUCUAAUAAGAAACAGAAGAGAAACAAAACAAGAAAGGUAGAUGGGAAGGAGGAGGCUGCUCUAGACAAGAAAACUACUCCAAAAGAAGCAUUUGUUGAUCCCAAAAAAUUGUUCACCAUAGAAAAUAGAAUAAAACAGAUUGGUUCUGUUCCCAAUGUUAUAGAGACAGAGAAUGAUGAUGAUAUAGAUGCUGAUGAACAACAAAGGUUGACUAUUGCCCAGGCAUUUGCUGAUGAUGAUGUUAUAGCAGAGUUUAGUAGAGAGAAGGAUGAUAAAAUAGAGAAAGCUAAGCCUAAAGAUAUUGACCUAACAUUACCAGGCUGGGGAUCAUGGGGAGGUGAAGGAAUCAAGAUCUCAAGAAGGAAAAGGAAGAGGUUUACAAUUAAAGCACCACCUCCUCUUCCAAGGAAAGAUACUCACCUGGGACAUGUUAUACUGAAUGAAUCAAGGAUUGCAGCUGUGGCAAAACACAUGGUACAUGAGAUUCCAUUUCCUUAUGCAAGUCCUGAACAGUUUGAGAAGAGUAUAAGAGCACCACUCGGCAGGACGUGGAACCCACAAGCAGUCCAUAAAGACCUGGUCAAACCCAAGGUUGUUACAAGACUUGGAAAAAUUAUUCAACCUAUAAACAAAGCUGAGGGACCUGAACUUGUCCGCCAAGUGUUCCUUGAGAGAGGCUGGAUAGAGUUUGAUGAGGAUGAGCAGAAUGAUUCUGACUGGAAUAUAUGGUGGCGUACAUCAAGGUUCCGCCUCAGUGACUAUGAGAAUCUGUCACAAUGGCAGAGACUCAAUCACUAUCCAAAGUCGACAGGAAUUACAAAAAAAGAUUGUCUUGUGAGAAACUUAAAGCGUAUGAAAGGUGUCCAUGGCUCUGCAAUGUAUAAUUUCAGUCCCUUGUCUUUCAAUCUGCCAAAUGAUUACACACGUUAUGUGGCAGAAUAUGGAAAGCUGAAAGCAAAAACUGAUCCAAAGCAUUUCGCUUGGAUAUGUAAGCCAGCUGAUAUGUCACGUGGGCGGGGUAUAUUUUUGUUUAAAGAUAUAUCUGAUUUACAAUAUGAUUGCAAUGCUGUAGUGCAACAAUACAUAGCUAAUCCAUUAUUGAUAGGUGGCUACAAAUUUGAUAUACGAUUGUACGUAGCUGUACCAUCAUUCCAUCCAUUGACAGUAUAUAUAUUUCAAGAAGGAAUCGUUAGGUUUAGUACUGAAAAAUAUGAUAUGUCUGCUCUUAAUAAUAUAUUUGCUCAUUUGACUAACACAUCAAUCAAUAAACACAGUCCAUCCUACACUACUGACAAGGAAAGGAUCGGUCCUGGAUGUAAAUGGACCCUUACUCAGUUGCGUUACUAUUUUCACCAGAACAAUCUAGAUGACACACUACUCUGGUCAAGAGUAACAAAUAUAAUCAUAUUAACAUUAUUGAUACAAGCUCCCCAGGUGCCAAAGGAAAAGAAUUGUUAUGAGCUGUAUGGAUUUGAUAUUUUAAUAGAUGAAAAAUUAAAACCAUGGCUUCUAGAAGUGAACUUUAGCCCUGCAUUAGGAACAGAUUGUCAGGUAGAUGUAAUGGUUAAGAAACCAAUGCUUCAUGAUUUGAUAGACAUGUUAAACUUUAAGGACAGUGAUUCAGAGCGUGGCAAGACUGACAAACAGAUGAACACAGGACGAGUAACAAACAGAGCUAGAAUGUCUGCAAAUAGAAAUAGACAAGAACUUAUAGAUAGGACAACCACAUCAAGUAGACUCAGUCAACGUGGUGGAGUACAACGUAUGAACUCCACUAUUUCAACUGCCUUAAAAAGCAUUGAAUCUCCUAUGAUAGAACAGCAGUUGUCUUUCAUCCAGCAGGACAAUCCAUCCAUCCAGAAAACCAGCGAAGAUAAAAUGUGUUAUGGGUUACCAUUGGUUAAUCCUUCAGAUGAUGAAAAGUGUGAUAGUGAGGAUAAUUCUGGAAGGUCAAGCACCAAAAGUGACUAUAUUGAAGCUGAUAUAUAUGCUCUCUACUCAGGAGGUAGAUUUACUCCAGCACCCACAGUGACUUCUAUAGGACAGUCUACUUUAGAAAAAUACAGUUCAUUUGAGAGAAGUGGGACUACUUCAUCUUUUGUAAAGAAAACUGAAUCUGUGCAAUCUCUAAAUCAGCGAGGGGAUAAAAUGUCCUUAAAAAGUUUUGGCAAUUCUGAUAGUGCUUAUUCUAGUUUCUCAGACAACUCUGACAAAGUGCCUGUUAGCAGUUCAAACAGUAAAAGUAAGAUAUAUAGUCAUAGAAGAAAGAGCUAUACAUUACAAACAGAGGUGCUUUCUGAAAUACCUAAAGAACCAGAGUCAUUUCAGAUCAAAUCAUUACGUCCAACAGAAAACUCUAAAUCUUUGAGAAAAGUGUCCAACCGUGGAGUGACACCUGUUAAUAAUGUUGUUAGUUUUAGAAGUAAAUCUAGGGUUAAUGUGCCACAAGUUGAUGGCAUUAUGACUAAAAGCAAAACUUUUUCAAGAACACCUUCAAGAAAUUUUGUUGCAAGGUCCAGUUCUAGAUUUGGAUAUGUAACAAAAAGGAGCGAUCAGGACUUUAAUCCAAGAAAUCGAGCUCAGGGAGUUGUUUCAAGUAUGUCCACUGUUUCUAAAACACCAAGAGAUAAAGAGACCCUAAGUCUUGGACUGACUGGGAUAUCAAAGAAGGCACCAAACAGCAAUAAAUUUCAGAGGAAAUCUAAGUCAGUAAUGUCACAUCAAAAACCUAAAGGCCCUCCACCAAAAAUUGGAGAAUUUUUUCUAGUCUUUCCCUUUAAUGAAGGGACAUACAAAGCUGCCAAUUCUACACUUGAUCCACAUGUUGUUAUCAAAGAGACUCAAAAACUCUUCAAGGAUUUAAAGCAGGAGGUAGAGAAGGCUACAGAUGACAAGAAACUUGGGGGACUGUUGCCUUUUGGGUCAACAACAUAUGACGAGAGACUUUGGGCUCCUGUGAAACCUCAACCUGAAGAGCAGUAACUUUGUUGUCCCAUGGUGCUCAGGUUGACAAUCAUGAUAUACAGUAAAAUAUAGAAGAUGCAGUUCAAAGACUUGUAUAUAAUCAUGUUGAUGAUUAGCAAGAUACUGUAUAUUCUCUAAAUGCCCCUGGGGGUGUUUCAUCGUCUAAGGGGGGUGGGGG
Ruditapes philippinarum (Manila clam) is the source of this 5012-nucleotide messenger RNA. RefSeq lists its product as uncharacterized. The transcript has 16 exons. Gene Ontology annotation, biological process: protein modification process; rRNA processing. Bases 131 to 4852 code for a protein of 1573 amino acids. The record is from RefSeq and is a predicted model, not a curated record. Lineage: Eukaryota; Metazoa; Mollusca; Bivalvia; Venerida; Veneridae. Gene Ontology annotation, cellular component: nucleolus; small-subunit processome.